Messenger RNA from Clupea harengus (Atlantic herring), 876 nucleotides. Its product is annotated as cytosolic phospholipase A2 delta-like. The annotation marks the transcript as partial. The transcript is spliced from 12 exons. Gene Ontology annotation, biological process: glycerophospholipid catabolic process. NCBI's taxonomy places the organism in Eukaryota, Metazoa, Chordata, Actinopteri, Clupeiformes, Clupeidae. Gene Ontology annotation, cellular component: cytosol. Gene Ontology annotation, molecular function: calcium-dependent phospholipid binding; calcium ion binding. The record is from RefSeq and is a predicted model, not a curated record.
AUGUCCAAGUGCCACCAGCUCGAGGUUGUGCCCUACUGGAGGCUCUCGGUUACUGUCCUGCGAGCAGAGCUCCACCACUCGCAUGACUACUUUUCGGAGUCGGACUGCUACGUGAUUCUAAGGCUCCCCACGUCCUCUGCUCGCUCUCACCGCACCCAGACAGUGCCCAACAGCAACAACCCCGAGUGGAACGAGACGUUUCACUUUCGCAUCCACAGCCACGUCAAGAAUGUUCUAGAAAUGCACGUGUACGAUGAAGACUACUUCACGCAAGAUCUUUGCUCUGUCGUCUUGUUUGAUAUCAGCAAUCUCACCCUGGGCCAGCAGACCAAAAUCUUCAUAAUAAAUGAAAAGACAAAUGAUAAGCUGUGGGUUGAAUUUGAGAUGGCAGAGAGUGCUGAGGAUCCAGGGACGUACCUGUCCAAUGGAGUCCUGGUGGCGGCACCAUUCUCCACUCUAAACAUCACGGCAAAUCUUCUUGGAACUGCACUCCAGAGCCUAUUACUGAAGUUGAAAGGAGCUUAUAAAGAGGAGCAUGUUCUCACUUCUGGCCUGGUGGUACGCUACUACAUCAACAGAGACCUGGAGACAGAGCUCUGUGUCCAGGGUGACGAUACAGUUCAGCCAAUCAAACUUUCACCAGAUACCAGACAGGAAGUGAAAGUGCCUGUUGGAAUGGAUGUUGUUGACCUGGAACUGAAGAGUGAGGAACGGCCAGCGCAGGAGCUGGCAUUGCGUCUGGACUUUGACAUCCCGUCAGCGGAGAAGGACUUCCUGGAGAAGAGGAAGGUGGUGGUGGGGCGGGCUUUGCACAAGCUGCUGGAGCUCAAUUCCCCUCUACAGACAGAUAAGGUCCCCCUGGUGGGUGUGGUUGCU